AUGCAAUUAUUUUGCUUUGAAGUUGACAGAAAAUAUGAUUUAAAUAGUGAUAGUGCACCAGUACAGUUUCUUGUUGUUAAAGACUAUGUAGGUUAUGGAACUCUAAUUGUAUUUGGCAUAUCAAAUAAAGAAAACCAACAUACAAUUAGACUUGCUGUAGAAGCAGUUAAACAAAAUAUUCCAUGUCAAAGCAGAAGUAAAGAGGAAGCUAUAGAGCUUAGUGAUGUUUAUGAAUUAUUUAUUAGAUCUUUAUCACUUUCAGAAAUUACUAAAGAAUAUUUAUGCAAUGAUAUGUUUGCUAAUUGGUUGUUUGAAGAAUGGAUUAAUUGUUUUAUUGAUAGUGGUUGGUUGCCUUCUGUAAAUAAUCACUCAGAUAUAAAACCUAUAACUACAAAUAAUCUUAUAGAAUAA
Scutellospora calospora is the source of this 411-nucleotide messenger RNA. Lineage: Eukaryota; Fungi; Glomeromycota; Glomeromycetes; Diversisporales; Gigasporaceae. The record is from the annotation of a GenBank genome assembly.